UGCCUGAAAUAAAUAAGUAGGCCGGGUGCUAAUCUCAAAGAAUAUGCAAAGCUGUAGGUACCAGAGGCUGGGGAAGGAGCAGGGUGGUUUGAGGUUAGUCGUUAGAGAACUUUUACAGAAUAUUAAUAACAACUAAAAGAAGCAACUACUUCGUUGGGACUACCUGUGAGGUCACUACUAUAAGAUGCCUGAAUAAAAGAGGAGUGACCGAUGGAGGUCCGUUUCUGAUCCCGCCCGAAAAAAAAAAAAACAAAAGUCAACACCUGACGCACAGAAAUUAUUGGUCGAAUCAUCAAGAAGUGUUGUAAAAAUGGAGAUGAACUACUACCACCAAUAAAAAAUCAACUCGUUCGUGCAAGGGAAGUUCCUUUUCGCAGGUCAGUAAUCUUUAUCGGACUGAAUCUACCUGUUACCUGUUGGAGAGGCUAGCGGAACAGCUCUCAUUGCAAUCCUGUGAAGCGAUGGACCCAACUAGUGCUCCAAAAGGAUGUGGUGGUGAUGUGAGCUCCAUAUAUUAUAAUCUGUGUGACCUGACAGCAGUAUGGGGCAUCGUAGUGGAAGCUGUUGCUGCUGUUGGUGUGCUGACUGCCUUUAUCUUGUUCGUCAUUCUCAUGGCUAGCUUACCGUUUGUGACAGACAAGAAGAGAAAGGGUAUGGUGGGCCUGCAGGCCAGCAUUUUAGUUUUCACACUGGGUCUGUUUGGACUUAGUUUUGCCUUUAUUGUGGAGCAGUAUUCUACUACCUGUGCUGCACGGAGGUACCUGUUUGGAGUACUGUUCUCAGGCUGUCUGGCCUGCCUGGUGAUGCAUGGGCUGUGGCUUGCCCUGCUGCAAAGGGGAGGCCAGGGGCCCAGGAGCUGGAUGUUAUGGCUGGGAGCCCUGGCUCUCUGGCUUGUCGAGGUGAUCAUCAACACCGAGUGGCUUGUCAUUACUGUGGCCAGGAGCCCACUCAGAGGUCUCGGUGUUCCUGACCUGGCCUGCAGCUUUGUCAGCCGGGACUUUGUGAUGGCUCUUAUAUAUGUAAUGGUUCUGAUAGCAGCUGUGGUGCUAACGUCUGUGCCCUCACUAACACACAAGCAAAAGCACUGGCGCCGAGAUGGAGCCUUUAUCCUGGUCACAGGAGUCCUCACUUUGGCACUUUGGAUAGCUUGGAUUGUCAUGUACAUCUAUGGGAACCGAGCAGUUGAUAAUUCCAGCUGGGACGAUCCGACUAUGGCUAUAGCCGUGGUGUCAAAUGCCUGGGUGUUCCUCUUGUUCUAUGCAAUUCCAGAAAUCUGUUUAUUGACCCAGGAGGACCCAAACAAGGAACAACCCGAUGGGGAAGAAGUCUAUCCUGCUAGAAGCCUGGUUUACGACAACAUUCUGAAGGAGCCACAGCCCACCCCGCAGCAUGUCUACGUAGAAAAUAAAGCCUUUUCUAUGGAUGAACCAGAAUCCACAAAUCCAACGUCUCCAUAUGGGGUUUACAAUGGUCAGGCACGAAGUUGUUUAUACCAGCCCACUGAAAUAGCCUUGAUUGCCAAAGGUCUGACAAGGGUGAGUGCUAUUUUUAAUCACGAAACAUCCCGUCUUUAUGACAUCACAUGUGAAAAUAAUCCAUAUGUGUAUUUUCACAGAAGGACCAAGACUCAAUGAUACUUCGAACCACACCUGGCCCUUUGAAUAUGGGGAGCUGCAGCUCCUAGUCGUGCUCAGUGGAUUCCUAAACAUCUUCAGGACUAUCAUAAGUUAGCAGCCCAAGCCGAGCACAUUGCACUGAGCUUUUCCAUCUCAGAGCUCCAAGAAUCAGAUAUUUUAUAUCUCUGUUUUCUCUUAAGCAAUAACAGAGUGAAAGUCCAGUAAUAUUCAGUAUAUGACUGCUUAGUUUCCAUUAAUGCUUAUGCAAUGCUUGCUCUAUGUACAUCAAAACCACACAUUAUUAUAAUGAUGCAAACCACACUGGGCUUACAGAGGAAAGAUUAUAUAGUAAAAUACAACAAAUACAAGAUAUGUGUGUAUAUAUAUAUCUGUA
Messenger RNA from Maylandia zebra (zebra mbuna), 2010 nucleotides. RefSeq names its product G-protein coupled receptor family C group 5 member C. Gene Ontology annotation, cellular component: plasma membrane; signaling receptor complex; extracellular exosome. Lineage: Eukaryota; Metazoa; Chordata; Actinopteri; Cichliformes; Cichlidae. Gene Ontology annotation, molecular function: protein kinase activator activity; G protein-coupled receptor activity. Gene Ontology annotation, biological process: G protein-coupled receptor signaling pathway. The record is from RefSeq and is a predicted model, not a curated record.